CAACAAUAACAACAACGGAAUCCAUUUGUUGAUAUUCUGUUUGAUGAAUAUUUUGAUAUUUUCUCUUGAUUGUUGUUGUGGAAUUUUUUUAUUGAAAUCAUCAAUUAUCAUCGACAACAUCAAUAAAAAUGUGUAUUAAUCGAAGUCAACGUCAUUAUUGUCUACAAGGGACAUUAAUUGGUCUAUUAUGUAUAUGUGUAAUUGGUUUUGGUGCUAUAAUUACCAUAUAUUUAGGUGUUUAUUAUUCUACUGAACAAAUUGUUGGUCUACGGCCACAACGUAAUAUUAAUGAAGAUGAUCAAUUUUUAAGUUCACAAAGUGAAAGUCAUUCAUUGAUCAAACGAUUAUUAAGAAAAAGAUCGAAUUAUCAACAACAAACAACAGCAACAGAAUCGUUUGAAGAAAAAUUGGUAACAACAUUUUAUCGACGAAAUUGUCCAUGGAAUGAAUGGAUUGUACAAAGUUCAAUUCUUUUAGAUCAAUGUCCAUAUAUUCCACCACAAAUGCCCUUUGAUUCAAUGAAUAAUGUACAAUUUAAAAAUUGUCUUCGUGAUUCAUUCUGGUAUAUGGGCAUGGCAUCAAUUCUACCAUUCAUAUUAACAUUGAUCACAUUGAUUUCUGUUUGCCGUUUAUGGCUUUGUCCAAUCAUUACAAUGGCUAUUGUUUAUUUGGGAUUAGCAUUAGCAUUAAUCAUAUUUGCUAUUAUUUAUAAAUCUGGUUUAAUAUUAACCGAUGGUUGGCCAUUAUUUAUUGGAAUAAUUGCAUUAGUUUGCCUAUAUGCAUUAUUAUCAUUAUUAUUAAUUUUAUUAUUCAGCCUGGUCAAAUGUGAACGACGACGACAACAACAAAAUGGUCUAACAAAAACAAAUGGUACAUCCGAAAAUGAUCGUAUGAUGAAAAUGUCCGAUGAUGAUGAUGAAAUUGAUGAUCCAAAUGUACCAUUAUAUCAUCAUAAAAAUGGUUUAUAUUCACCACAAAAACGUACGGAUUUUGAUGAUAAAAUUAAAGAUUUUAAAUAUAUUGAUGAUGAUAUGAGCUAUGUGUUACGUCGUGGAUAAACAAGAAGAAAUUGAAAAUCAACAUCAACAAACAUACAAAAAGAAAAAUUAAUGAAAAAAAAA
Messenger RNA from Dermatophagoides pteronyssinus (European house dust mite), 1121 nucleotides. RefSeq lists its product as uncharacterized. Lineage: Eukaryota; Metazoa; Arthropoda; Arachnida; Sarcoptiformes; Pyroglyphidae. The record is from RefSeq and is a predicted model, not a curated record.